Molecule: messenger RNA, 6259 nt
Organism: Dunckerocampus dactyliophorus (ringed pipefish)
Lineage: Eukaryota; Metazoa; Chordata; Actinopteri; Syngnathiformes; Syngnathidae
Gene: otud7b
Product: OTU deubiquitinase 7B
Exons: 12
Coding region: 326-2980 (884 amino acids)
Biological process (GO): protein K48-linked deubiquitination; protein K63-linked deubiquitination; protein K11-linked deubiquitination
Cellular component (GO): nucleus; cytoplasm
Molecular function (GO): zinc ion binding; cysteine-type deubiquitinase activity; K63-linked polyubiquitin modification-dependent protein binding
Source: RefSeq, a predicted model, not a curated record
GUUGUUGUUGUAAGUGGAGUGGAAAUUACUUUGUCGCUGGUGGUCCGGUUUGGGAUUGUACGCUCACUUCCACCCAAGAAGAUGCCCUAAAGUUGAUAAUUGUUUACUUUUGGAAGCACACGUGUCACCGACGAGUGUGAACUCGAGUAGUGGAACUAGAUCGGGGGAGGAUGAAAACGUCGCUGAAGGUGCAGCUGUAAGCGACCUUCCUUUGCUCCCCGGGUCACCCGCCACCUCCCGCUGGACUUCUCCUCCUGAUUUUCCUCCUCCUUUUUUAUAUUUCUCUCGCCGGACGCCCACCACACACGUCUGAAUUCAUGAUCACAUGACUGUGGACAUGGACACGGUCCUGACCCGCUUUGUCCAGUCCACGGGAGCAGAACCAGGACUGGCGAGAGACCUGCUGGCAGGCAAGAAUUGGGACUUGAAGGCGGCGCUCAGUGACUUUGAGCAGCUGCGGCAGGUGCAGGCCGAGGGCUUGAUGUACCCCUUCCCUGAGGACAGGACGUACCCGUCUCCUGAGAAGGAGAAGGCCAGACUAGGGCGGCCCGAACUCCAGCGCCAAGAUGAUGUGGCGCAAACUGCGGAAAAGUGUCAGCUGAGGGCCGCCUCCCACGCCAGCUCGCCGGCCACCUCCUUGGCCCGCACUCACACGGCCGGCAACGCCGAGCAGCUGCUAAACACGCCCGAGUUCACCUUCCAGCUGCCGGACCUCAGCAUGUACCAGGACGACUUCCGGGUCACCGAGAGAGACCUGAUUGAGAAGUCCAUGAUGGUGGCCCUGGAGCACGCAGGGCGGCUCAACUGGUGGACCAAGGUGGUUCCAAACUGUCAGAGUCUGCUACCCCUGACGACCACCGGAGACGGGAACUGCCUCUUACACGCCGCCUCUCUCGGUAUGUGGGGCUGUCACGACCGGGACCUGUCACUGCGCAAGGCGCUGCUGGAGCAGAUGUCGCACGGCGUGGAGCAGGAGGCCCUGAAGCGCCGCUGGAGGUGGCAGCUCACCCAGCAGAACAAAGAGUCCGGCCUGGUCUACAGUGAGGAGGAGUGGCAGAAAGAGUGGAAUGAGCUUCUGAAACUGGCCUCCAGCGAGCCCAGAGUCAACUACAGCAACAACGUCAACAGCAGGGGGGAGUCCUCAGACGAGCCCGUCUACGAGAGUUUAGAAGAGUUCCACGUGUUUGUCCUGGCGCAUGUCCUCAAAAGGCCCAUCGUGGUGGUGGCCGACACCAUGCUGAGGGACUCCGGAGGAGAGGCCUUUGCUCCCAUCCCAUUCGGAGGCAUCUACCUCCCUCUGGAAGUGGCAACUGCCAAGUGCCACCGCUCGCCGUUGGUCCUGGCCUACGACCAGGCGCACUUCUCCGCCCUGGUCCCCAUGGAGCAGAAGGACAGCUCCAAAGAGCAAGUGGUGAUCCCGCUCACCGACUCGGAGCACAAAAUGCUGCCUCUGCACUUUGCCGUGGAUCCCGGAAAGGACUGGGAGUGGGGCAAGGAUGACACAAACAACGUGAUGCUAGCGAGCGUGGCUCUCUCUUUGGAGGCAAAGCUCCAGAUGUUGCACAGCUACAUGACCGUCAACUGGCUGCCGCUGCCCUGUGAGCAGGCCCCGUUGGCCCAGCCCGAGUCCCCCACCGCAUCUGCAGGAGAGGACACCCGCACGCCUCCGGAGUCUGGCGAGUCGGACAAAGAGUCGGUCAGCAGCAGCUCCAACGGCAACGGAGACUGUGCCGCGGCAUCAGCGAUCAACGGUGGUGGGCCCUUGGCCAAGAACGACACCUCGGCGUCGCCCUCUGCCGGCGCAACGCCGACGGGACAUAAGGACAAAAGCAAAAAGGACAAGGAGAAGAAGAGGGCAGAGUCUGUUGCCAACAAACUGGGCAGCUUUGGCAAAAACCUGGGCAGCAAGCUGAGGCGGAACGUUGGCGGGCUCAUGACGGGGAAGAAUGCCGGCGGCGGACUUGCCAAGAAGGAGGGCGGAAUCAAGAAGAAGAGCUCGUUUCGGGGGGCAAAGGACAUGAAAGAUGACUCUCCUUCCCCCCACGUCUCUGAGGAUUCAGGGAAGGGCUCGCCGUCUUCGGGCAGCGAGCGCCUCAACGGGACGGGCAGCAGCAUGAGCAGCAGCGGUGGCAGCAGCACGGAGAGCGAGACCUACAAGUACAGCGCCGCCGUCAAGGUCAGCCUGGGCAUCCUGCGCGCCGCCAUGCAAGGCGAGAGGAAGUUUGUCUUCGCCGGCAUGCUCACCACGGACAACCAGCAUCCGCUCCGGGAGCAGAGGAUCCAGCGCUACCUCACCGAGGUGGAGGAGCGCUUCCGAGCUGAGCAGGAGCAGCGGCGUGAGGCGGAGCGCAAGGGCGUGGCCAUGCUGCCCCCAAAGAAAGAGCUGGUCAGUAGCGGUGAGCUGAGCUACCGGCCUUAUGAGGCCAAAGAGGAGCUCUCGGAGAACUCUUCACCAUCUUUGAGCCAACUCAAGACCUCCUUCCUGAGCCCGGCUGCGUACUCGGGCGUGAUGCCCAUCCCGCGACCCUCCAUCAUAGACCAGCCUCUUUGUUCCGCCCCUGUCACCCAGCACCUCCACACGCACCACCCCGAUACCCGGCGCCAGCUAGCAGGCGGCUUGCCCGCGUCCUCUUACAACAGCCUGCCCUCAUAUGUCACCCUCCCGCGGCACUGCCCCCCUUCCCAUCCCCUGUGCAAUAACUCGCAAGGCCCCACCCCCGUGUCACCGUUUGACCCGCCAGACUACGCCCGUGGCGAGCCCAGCGGCGGGAACUACACCAACGGCUUCCUGGAGCCCGGCGGCACCGUACCCACGGUCCGGCACUACUCACUAGGCAGCGCCGGUGGCUUGACGGGCCCGCAGUCCACCCACUGUCGGACCCCCACCUGCAACUACUAUGGACACCCCGAGACGGGCAACUACUGCUCCUACUGCUACCGGGAGAAGAAGGAGACAGAACCCGUUAUCCAGAGGUUCUGAAUGGAACCCGGACUUGUUGACAAGUGGCCUUUUUUUCGAGCAGGAUGCCGGUUUAGGGCAGACAUGGACCGGAGGAAGACCCCCCCCCCCCAUAGAACUGAAUGAGGUGGUCUCUGACUGCCUUUGACGGGAGAAUCAACUAACUGCACUUCUGUUACUUUUUUUUAUGCAGGUGUGUAUGUGCGUGCGUGUGUGCGUGUUUGUGGGAGAGAAACUCCCUCCUUAGCCUGGCUACUGUCACCUCCUAGUGGAGAGAAUGUAUAUGACAGGCGCCAGCACUCAUUCCCACCCAUACUUCCAUACUCCACACAUACUGUACAUUCAUACGCAGCACGUACAGUCAAACAGGGUCACCGCUCCUUUCUUUCCUUAUUUAUGCGCUAUAAUUUGAAGGGAUGUCACACAGACUUUUUGGUUUCUUUGACUACUGUCGCUCCUGACGCUUGUCCACGGGGGCACGCGAACCCUCAGCGGGCACUGGAAAGCACCGUGCAGAUCUCUCGACAAGGCGCCCCGCCAGCACUAAAUGCAAACGCACUGACUGGUAUGAUCUUUUCUGGCAAAUGAAAUACCCAAAGUGUACGUUUUAGUUGUUGUUGUUUCCUCGUAAAAUGAAGCAGCGGGUUGCAAAGUGUGGGGAGGGGAGGUACCAGAAAAUACGCUCCAGACACUUUGACCACCCCACCCCCACCUGCAUUAUAAACGUAAACCCCACCUGGUCCCGCUUGACCACAGUGUGCCCAACCCACGGCAUCGUAAAAGUCAAAUGAGUUGUGGGGUUGUUAGCUCUAACCCUAAACUUCAUCCCUCCCCCUACCCUAACCCUGAUCCCUAACUCUAAACUUAAUCCCCAACCCUGGUCCCUAACCCUAAACUAAUCACAAACCCUACCCUAACUCUAAACUUAAUCCCCAACCCUGGUCCCUAACCCUAAACUAAUCACAAACCCUACCCUAACCCUGAACUUAAUCCCCAACCCUGGUCCCUAACCCUAAACUAAUCACAAACCCUACCCUAACCCUGGACCCUAACCCUAAACUUAAUCCCCAACCCUGGUCCCUAACCCUAAACUAAUCACAAACCCUACCCUAACCCUGGACCCUAACCCAAAACUUAAUUCCCAACCCUGGUCCCUGACCCCUAACCCUAAACUUAAUCCCCAACCCUGGUGCCUAACCCUAAACUAAUCACAAACCCUACCCUAACCCUGACCCCUAACCCUAAACUUUAAUCCCCGACCCUGGUCCCUAACCCUAAACUAAUCACAAACCCUACCCUAACCCUGACCCCUAACCAUAAAUGUAAUCCCCCACCCUACCCUAACCCUGUUGUGGUUCACUCUGCGACUUGAGUCUUUCUUUUGUGUACCAAUGAGACGGGACGGGCAAAGGGUACUAAAACUAUGUUUCCACCAAAGCGUACAGUUCCGCUGAUGAGAACACCAACACAACGGUUAGUUUAUUUGUUCCCCAAUGAAGUAGACACACAAAACAAACGGUACAAGGUUUCCAUCGUAUUUACUACCAGUUGUCGGACAGCAAAAGCGUCUAGCUCCGCCCUCCACAGGCGUACCUAAGCGUACCACUGUGACUGGCGCCCCAGCGACAGGGAACUAAAAAGCAACCCGGGUCAGGUUGGACAUUUGGGUACCCUUUUACGACAGAAACAUGAUCAAAUGCCGCUCAGUGGAAAUGAGGCUCACCAAAGCACCGAUUUGCGUGUCCGCUCGUCUUGUUUGUCUCCGUUUACGCUCCGUACCCAAGUUAGGACCUCUACCCAGCCUCUCUGUUUCAUAGCCGGACUGCCCCCAAAGGUUCCGCCACGAGUUUCCCGUUUCUGCACAAUUCAAAGCACUUUCCCCGCGUCCGUCAGAAAAGGUCAAGGGCGGCGUCCUCAGUCCGUGUAGGUCACUGCCAUCAUCCGUUUUUCUGGUCACCUUCUGCCGCCCGUCGCUCCUCCCAAACAUCACAUCGCCCGCGGUUGCUAUGACGACCACUGCCUCCAAACUUCCUUUCAAAUACGUCAGUGAUGUGUUCUGUCUACCGUGUUUUAAUGCUAAUUCAGUGUUUUUUUAUAUGCUAUUUAAUCAUUUUGAUGAUGAAUUUAGACAUUUUAGGUGGCCUGGCUUCAGGAGUAAAAGCACAAGCUAGUACGCAGUUCACUGCCAUGCCCAGCGGGGGGCGCUGUUGACUUCCGCGUCGUCGUUUUCCCUCUUCCUAACUCAGCUGGUAACAAGAAUUUGUUGGCAAACCACAAACCAAAAUGACUCCAACUCAUUUUCCACCUCGCAAAACCAUUUUUGUGUUUUUUUUUUUUUGUAAGAAAAAAAAAAAGCAUUAGCAUUUGCUGUGUUUUUUUGUGUUGCUGCACUAGCGUUCAAUCUGACAUGUCGCUGAGGGGAACUUCAUGCCUGCGUUGUUGCUUUUUAUGUAUUUUACGUUGCGUACUCUAAGGUAAGAAUGAGCGGAGGCCAACGCCUCGCAAAAGAUUUCAUGAAGCUCCCUUUUGGUUUUUGUAUUUUAGCAAAAGAAAGGAUGUAAAAAAUAUGUUUCCCAGUUAUUUUUGUAAGCCCCAAAGUUUUCCAGAGUUUGUAAAUGGGGGUUAAAGAGAAUGUUUAUUGUUGGGGAUAAAGAACAUGCGGACGAGCUCAUCAUACACAGCUAAUGGCAUAGCAUUGAAAAAAUAAAAAUAUAUAUAUAUAUAUACAUAUACAUAUAUAUAUAUACAUAUACAUAUACAUAUACAUAUACAUAUAUAUAUAUAUAUAUAUAUAUAUAUAUAUAUAUAUAUAUGUAUGUAUAUAUAUAUAUAUAUAUAUAUAUAUAUAUAUAUGUAUAUUUAUAGAGAGAUCUCAUUUCAUAGGUUUCUUUGUGGACUUUAAGGUUUUGUUGCUUUUAUUGUUUGACCUUUUUGUUUUUUUACAGCCAGCCAAUCCGCGUGCUACGCUAAAGCAAUGUUUCCUCCAAGCUAACGUUCUAUUUUUAUACAAAACGUGUGGCAAACUCUGCAUGGGAUGAGAAGUGUUGCAUGAACACUAAACGGCAUUUCCGUCUCACCAGACGGGUGCAUUAUUUUCCAAACUGUCUCCACUGUCCUGUUUUUUUGUUUCUUCUGUUAUUUCCUCCUUUUAUUGUUUCCUUGAAAGAGGAAGAGCCCUGAGGCUGCGUGACCGUGCAAUCUGGACAGAAAGAAGAUCACAUGUUAAUGUUAUUAGGCUGUUAUUAUUGUAAUUAUUCCUUUUUUUUUGCACCGUUUGAAUAAAUUCUCAUUGUAUUUGAA